Copidosoma floridanum is the source of this 5827-nucleotide messenger RNA. RefSeq names its product Exchange factor for Arf 6 (gene Efa6). Gene Ontology annotation, biological process: regulation of ARF protein signal transduction. The record is from RefSeq and is a predicted model, not a curated record. Gene Ontology annotation, molecular function: protein binding; guanyl-nucleotide exchange factor activity; phospholipid binding. NCBI's taxonomy places the organism in Eukaryota, Metazoa, Arthropoda, Insecta, Hymenoptera, Encyrtidae.
CCAACCAACAAAACAAGCUAAGAUAAGAUAACACACAUAUACAUAACCGCCGUCGGUCAGUAACAAAGUACAUGCAGGACGUGCAGAGUUGUAGUCUCUAGUCGUCGUGCGGUGGUUCCGUUGUCGUUCAGUCGUUGUCACCGCAAAAUAUAUAUCCAAGUAUAAAUCCGCAUAAAAAUUAACAAACAAAAAAAAACACAUUUUGUAUCCGUUCAUAGACCAACAACAUGUGUAUGCGAGAAGAUACCAUCCGGGAUAGGGUAACAUCCCCCUUUGAGGUGCAUGUAUACUCAUCUACUGGUGAAGCGUCCAAGUCCUGAAAUCCUGUGCUACAGGGCUCUGGAGCAGCACAGCAAUAAAGUGCUUCUAUUUUAUACACACAUACGGUGUCAUAUAUAUCAAUGAGUGCGCGUCGUCCGCGCGUCCAUGUGUGUUACCUAUACAUUUUAUCGUCCUGCAGCUCGGCUCCGGCUGCCGCUGAAGCUUGUUCCAAAAGUUGAUGUGUGUGGUGUUCGAGCGCUGGUGCCCGCUAUCAUCAUCCUCUUUCUCAACUCAUCCAUUCGUCCGUCCUAGGUCUCUCCCUGGCAGAGAGUAUCCAAGGGUCUAUACAUAAACGCAACCAUCCAGUGUGUCUCUUCUACUAAUGACGUGCAUGUGUAUAUUAUUAUUUAAUUGUACAAUAACCCACCAAGUGAGUUCAAGCAGAUAAUCUGGACAGAGGCUAUUAUAUACCAUUAAAAAAAAUACCUAUAUAGGUAUACGCUUGGUAGGGAGGGAGGGCUGCUCUUCUGCAGCGUAUCAUGCCAUCAAGAGUUCGGAAUUAUAAUUAUGGCAUCCUCGACGCCGACGCCGUGCAGCGCUGUUUCUGCUCGCCCUAAUAGUAUCGGAGUAGCUCUCGCGCAAGAAGCCGGCUUCUUCUCGGGCUGUUGCAGAGAAAGAGGUAGCCCGUGCCGCGACAGCGGCUUCCUGAUUACUACCUGCACGGGGGAACGAUAACAGCGGUAAAGCCUCCGCUUUGGUCGUCGCGAGUGUGCACUGGCAGUUCGCGGGUCACAAUUAUAAGUGUAACGGAAGAAAGGCGUUUCCCCCCCGGGCGCGGAAGACUAUUUACCUGCUCGCAGAUGAGCGUGCGCCCAAGGGGUGAUGGUCGCGGUGUUGUUGUGUGCGUCGUGAACCAUCCAGCUACUUGUGAGAAAUAAGUGAUAAAAAGAAGGGGGAAGAGGAGGCUGGGACUGCAGAUUCGUGAACGAGGACUAAUACAAUUAACGUACGAGAUGUCGGGUGUCGUUGCCGAGGAGCUGCUGGUCACGCUGAGCCGCGACGAGGUGACGGGUUUUGGGUUCUCGUUGCUCGGUCGGGCCGAUUUGCCCCACGUCAUCUACAAGAUCGUCGAGAAUUCACCAGCCGCCGACAGCGGACAGGUCGAGGCUGGCGACGUUUUACUGAGGGUGAACGAAGUCGACGUCAAUCGGUUCAGUACUAAAGAAGUUUUAAAAUGUCUCCGGCUCUCCUCGGACACUGUCACGUUGAAGCUGCGCAAGGAUCCGGCGAUAAAGGCUCGCGUGCGAAACCUGCUGCCCCAGAGCGACGCGAUGGGCGAGGAGUCGGUGGAGAGCGGGCGCGCCUCCUCGGGCUCGCCCGAGCUCGUGGCCAGUCCUGUGGCGCCGGGUCAGGGCGCGGCUAACUGCCACAGCUCGUCGCGUAGCAAUGGCUCGUGCAGCGACGGCUCGGGAUCGUCGGACCUCGAGGCGCUCAUACCUGCCCAACAGCAGCCGGACAACUUCCACGAGGAGGACCGGGUGCAGUGGGAGCCCCUUGGCUCCGACAAGUUCUCCAGGCAGAAGAACCCGCCCAGAUUCGAGGCGUAUAUGAUGACGGGCGACCUGAUGCUCAACCUGUCGCGCACCCCCCAGAACGCCGGUUUUCUGCCUAACAAGCAGCAACAUCACCACCACCACCAUCACCAACGUCAGCAACAACAGAACCAGCAGAUAAAGACGGACUCGUUGAGGUACAACAAUCACCACCAGACUACCCACCACCACCACCACCACCACCAUAACCACCAAAAUAACAAUAACCACCACCACAACCACCAUCACCACCAAUACCAUAACUCGGUACCCACGAGCCCGAACGAAACGCUCGGCCAAAGGCGUCCCAGCGGCGGUGGUGGCAACUCGAGCUCUGCCAACAGCUCGCCCGUGGGCACCAACAAACGUGACAUUGCCUCCGGGGGUUUCCAAGCCGACCCGAGCGGCAGCUGCAAUCAAGCCACCGGAUCCACAGGGGUAUCCUCGUCGUCGUCGUCGUCAUCGGCAGCAGCAGCAGCGGUCACAACUGGUUACGCUACCUCGGGCUUCGUGCGCACCUCGAGGUCCGAGGACCAGCUGCAGCUCCAAAAGGACCCGUCCAUGUCCGGCGUCGACGCCGACAUGGACGACGACGUCACCUCGUCCCUCAACACCCUGCUGGACACAAGGGGCGAGGCUGGCACCCAAGCGCCAACGAGCGACCGCAUCGUCUGGACGUACAACGCCCCGGUCAGCGGGGCAUCGGUACCCUGCAACUCCUCGGCCCACUACUCCGACGCCGGCUCCUCCUCCUCCUCGGCGUCGUCCUCGUCGUCCACGUCCAGCAGCCACUCCUCGAGCUCCUCGACCGAGGCCACGAGUCCCCAGCGCUCCCUCUCGCCAGCCUCCCCGACCUCGGUCUCGUCUUCCGUCAUGUCCUCCAACUCUGGCUCCCGUAGGUUCCCCCAGGCUCCGCCCCCGAGCCAGACCCCGACCGCCAGCCACCUUCAGCAGCAACAGUUGUCGCACCACCCGCACCACCAGCUGCACCCCCAGCAGCAGCAACAACCGGUCGGUUUCUUCCCCACCAACGGCGAUUUCAGUCAAUCCGAGGUGAUAAGCAACAUGUCCAGUCCCGAUUACAACGACGAGGAGACGAUGGACAUACUGAGCGCCCGGGACAUCAUGAUGGUCAGCGACCCAAGCGACAGCGACUCGACUAUCCUGGCGAGCGAGCCACCCCAGCGUUACAAGCAGCAGCAGCAGCAGCAGCAGGACGAGCAGCACAGGAUAGUGAUACAGGUGAAGGGCCCGGGCCAGGAGAAGGAGUCGAGGCACGCGAGUCCGCGACAACCGAAGCGAAGGCCCGGGAGCGCGGGCUCGGACACCCAACACUCGCCCACGGCUCACCAGCAGCGGAACAACGGCCUUGGGUCCGAGCACCUCCAGAGCUCGUAUCAGGAGUUCAGGGAUUACGAGGACGAGAGGGAGCAGUAUGGUUACGAGGAGCAGCAGAGGCAACAGAGCGGGGCCUCGCCGCCCCACUCGGCCGACGAGGAGAGCGACAUCGAGAGCCUGCACAGCUUCCACUACAGUCCGAAGGCAGUCGACUUGCCGUCGGCCGUCAGGCUGGCCAAGAGGCUCUACUCCCUCGAUGGUUUCAAAAAAUCCGACGUCUCGAGGCAUCUCAGCAAAAACAACGACUUCAGCAGAGCGGUCGCCGAAGAGUAUCUCAAGUAUUUCAACUUCGAGCGGGACACGCUGGACGUGGCUCUUAGGAAGUUCCUCGCGCAGUUUUCGUUGACGGGCGAGACUCAGGAGCGGGAACGCGUGCUCGUUCACUUCUCCAAGAGGUACCUCGACUGCAACCCGGGAUCGUUCAAUUCCCAAGAUGCUGUACAUACGUUGACGUGUGCUAUAAUGCUGCUCAACACGGAUCUUCAUGGUCAGAACAUUGGCCGGAAGAUGUCUUGCGCGGAUUUCAUCGAGAAUCUAUCGGAGCUCAAUGACGGCGAAAAUUUCCCCCGAGAGGUGUUGAAACAGCUUUACAACGCCAUCAAGUCGUUUCCACUGGAGUGGGCACUUGACGAAGAGGGAGACGAGGUCGCUUCUCAGGCGAUGCAGCAGGGCGACGGUCAAGUCAUAUCUGCCACCGGAAAUCCAUUUCUCGACGUGCCAAACGUCACUGGCGCCACAGAAUUCAAGAAAGGCUAUGUCAUGCGCAAGUGUUGUUACGACGCCAAUGGAAAAAAAACUCCGUUUGGCAAGAGAGGAUGGAAAAUGUAUUAUUGCACCCUCCGUGAACUUGUAUUGUAUUUGCACAAGGACGAGCAUGGCUUUCGUAGCGACAGUCUUCACAACGCCAUACGCAUUCAUCACGGGCUUGCGACGAAAGCGUCCGACUACACGAAGAAGCAGCACGUCUUCAGGUUACAGACUGCCGAUCAAGCCGAGUAUCUCUUUCAAACUAGCGAUUCCAAAGAGCUACAGUCUUGGAUAGACACGAUCAACUUUGUCUGUGCGAGCUUCUCCAGUCAGCCGCUUGCCGGCGCGGUAGGUUCUCAACCAAAGUUUCAGCGGCCUUUGCUUCCAUGCAGUCAUACAAAAUUAAGUCCCAGAGAACAGCUGCGCGAUCACGAGGAUAGAGUCAACAAGUUGGAGAUCGAACUGGACGAGCACAGACGGCAUCCACCGGAAAGGGGUGCCAAAGCUCUGGCGAUACAAAAUUACAAAGAGAAAGAUGCUUAUUUACACUUUGAGCUCAAAAGGUACAAAACGUACGCGUACUUGUUGCGCUCGAGAUUAGCAUACACGGAAAUGGAGCCGUCUUUGGCUGAGAGCUGCAUCGGUGAGGUGGACGAGGGUAGCAGCGCUUUCGUGAACGCUGACGUAGCACUGGUGCCACCACCGGUUCCCGAAAGAACCACAAAUAGCAGCAGGCUUGACCCGACGACGACUUGAGCUACGUUCAAGCUGUUAUCCCUCACGAGCGAAGACGAUUUGACUGCACUCCCAUCCCUAUCACAACCUGGUAUCUGUCACACUUUAUCGCAUGCGACAAAAAUGUUUUUUCGAAAGACGAAGUAAAUACGUAAAAGUUACAAUUUAUCGACAAUUUUAACGAGUUUUAUCGUGAAAAGCACCGUUAUUUAACAUCUCUUUUUUAAAUAUUUUACCCACCAUGGAUGAGAAAGAUAAAUUUUAUGCAUUCUCAAUUACAUUGUGCACACCCGUACGUAUAUUAUAAGCAUGAAACUAUGAUAUUAUUAUUAUUAUUCGUGUUAAAGAAAUGUGACGAAACAACGGGCACUCUAAAAGAUAAAUUAUAAAUUAAAAAAUAGAUACAUUAUAUAUAUAUAUAUAUAUAAUGAGAAGAUUAUCAUUAUAUUACUAUUGAAAAUGUUAUAUACAAUUGUUGUGAAAAUUUACAAUGACUGCAGAGAUUAAAGUAAUGUAAGAAACAAGGAAAACAGUUCAAAGACUCAAAAGUGUUAGCUUUAGGAGACACGUAAGUGUAUUAUAGUCGACUGCUUGUACUUAAGUAUGUUUAAUUAUUGUACGUAUAUGGUAAUACUUUAUAUCUUUGUACAAAGCUGACGAGUGAAUUUGUGGCAAAUUCAUUGAUUGUUAAUUAUUGCAAGCAUGUGUCGAUGCCAAAGAAUUGCAUUUAAAAGAAAAAGAAAAUCGUUUUUUUAUAUGUACCUACUUGUAGCUAUAUUUUAUAUGUACUUAUCAAUCCAUUCUUGUAUUUUAAAACAAAAACAGUAUACAUAUGAAUGAUGGACAAAAGACUUGUGUGUAACAACGUUCAUUACGUUGACUUUUUUCCUUAUCAUUUUGUAAUAUCAUUUCCAUUCAUCACAAGAAGAAUUUUUUAAUAUCAUCCUAUGGAACGUUUAAUAAUUUGAAAAAAGUUGAUUGUUACUAAUAACAUUGCAAUUUUUUUACACAAAUUCAAGUUUUUUUUCUGCUUAUGAUUCAUCUCUUUCUGUGUAAUGGAAUUUACAUUUAGUGUAUAUUUUAUGUAAAUAAAU